This is a messenger RNA of Betta splendens (Siamese fighting fish), 5447 nucleotides long. Its product is annotated as mitogen-activated protein kinase-binding protein 1-like. The record is from RefSeq and is a predicted model, not a curated record. The coding region runs from base 345 to 4904 and encodes 1519 amino acids. Gene Ontology annotation, molecular function: protein binding. Lineage: Eukaryota; Metazoa; Chordata; Actinopteri; Anabantiformes; Osphronemidae. The transcript has 33 exons.
GCAGCUGCACCGUUGGGCAGAAGCAGUGAUCGCCUAAUCAGCAGCCGAACAGUUCCGCCAUUGAACUUUGCGGUUGGCCUCUAAUCCUAUUAAAUCAAUUAGCGAUAACCAACAAAAACACGCGCUGAUGUAAUCACGGAGCAGCGACGUCAGCCGCGCGAACAGCUGAUCGCCGGCUUACUUGCGUCGCCGGCGCUGAGCCCAACCGCAUCAGUCGAAACGCGCGCGUGUCGGUGACGCUGCGGCGAACACGCUCCCGGAGAUCAGCGAGCACAUGUCAGCGGCGCUGUCCCGCUUCGUAGAGCUCCGCACUCGGUCCGCGGCGGAGGUUCCGCGCAGCAACGAUGCCCGCAGAUGGAUUCACGAUCAAGAGUCGCAUCAGGAACCUGCUGCGCUCUCCCUCGGUCAGGCACAAGAAGAACAGUAGCACCAGCAAGGUGACUCUGGAGAAGGUGCUGGGAAUCACCGCGUCAGGAAACAGUGGCCUGGCCUGUGACCCCCGGUCGGGCCUUGUGGCCUAUCCUGCAGGGUGUGUGGUGGUCCUGCUGAACCCCAAGAAGAACAGACAGCACCACAUUAUCAACACCUCCAGGAAAACCAUCACGGCCUUGUCGUUUUCCCCCGAUGGCAAAUUCUUGGUCACAGGAGAGAGCGGCCACCUACCGGCAGUGAGGCUGUGGGACGUGGCGGAGCGGAAGCAGGUGGCCGAGCUCCAGAAGCACAAAUACGGCGUCUCGUGCGUGGCCUUCUCGCCCAACGGCAAAUACGUCGUGAGCGUGGGAAACCAACACGACAUGAUGGUCAACGUCUGGGCGUGGAAGAAAGACGUUGUCGUAGCGGCCAACAAGGUGUCCAGCAAAGUGACGGGCGUGUCCUUCUCUGAGGACAGCUCCUACUUUGUCACCGUGGGCAACAGACACGUCAGGUUCUGGUAUCUGGAUCACUGCAAGAGCAACAAGGCCAGCGCCCCCGUCCCGCUGCUGGGCCGCUCGGGGCUGCUCGGAGAGCUGCGGAACAACUUCUUCUGCGACGUGGCCUGCGGCGUCGGCUCCAAGUCCGACUCCACCUUCUGCGUCACCUCGUCCGGCCUGCUGUGUGAGUUUGACGGCAAGAGGAUGCUGGACAAGUGGGUGGAUCUGCAGACGACCACGGCCCAGUCUCUGGCUCUGUCCGAGGACGCGAUCUUCUGCGCAUGCGCGGACGGAGCCGUGCGCGCCUUCAGCCCCGCCGACCUGAGCUUCGUCGGCACGCUGCCGCGGCCGCACCGCCUCGGCCGCGACGCGUCGGACAGUGAGCCCUUUUCAAAGACGGAGCCGCGUCACCCAGACGCCAUAGCCGUGACCUACGACCCGGCCGCCCACUGGCUCAGCUGCGUGUACCAUGACCACAGCCUCUACGUGUGGGAUGUGAGGGACGUCCGGCGGGUGGGGAGGGUGCACUCCGCCCUGUUCCACGCGGCCUGUGUCUGGGACCUGGAGGUGUUCCCAGAUGCUCCCGCGGACACGGAGGCCGGCCCGUCGCCCGGCCCGUCGCCCGGCGCCUUCGUCAGCUGCUCGGCCGACAGCACCGUCCGCGUGUGGCACGCCGAGGAGCAGAACCCAGGGUCCGCGCAUUCCCGCGAUCUGCUGGAUAUCAUCCACAUAGAUAAAAACACGGGUUCUUCACUGGAUCAAGAAGGUAAGUCCGCUGGGAGUGACGGGCAGACGGCAGAGACCAGGACGGGCAUCAGAACCGUGUGCAUCAGCCCAGACGGCAAACACCUGGCGUCGGGGGACCGCAGUGGGAUUCUGAGGAUCCACGACCUCGGCACCAUGAAGGAGAUCCUCAGAGUGGAGGCCCACGACGCCGAGAUCCUGUGUCUGGAGUACAGCAAGCCGGAAACGGGUCUGAAGCUGCUGGCCACGGCGAGCAGGGACCGCCUCAUCCACGUGCUGGACGCGGCGGACGGCUACGGCGCCGUGCAGACGCUGGACGACCACUCCUCGUCCAUAACGGCCGUCCGCUUCGCCGCCAACGACAACAAGGUGAGGAUGAUCAGCUGUGGGGCAGAUAAGAGCGUCUACUUCCGCACUGCGCACAAGACCGACAGCGGCGCCGAGUUCCGGCGCUCCCACCACGUAGCGCGGAAGUGCACGCUCUACGACAUGGGCGUGGACCCCACCUGCAAGUACGCCGCCGUGGGCUGCCAGGACCGCUGCGUCAGGAUCUUCGACAUCGGCAGCGGCGAGCAGAAGAAGCUGUACAAGGGUUCGCUGAGCGAGGACGGCAGCCUGCUCAGGGUGCAGGUGGAUCCUUCGGGUCAGUACGUGGCCACGAGCUGCUCCGAUAAAAACAUCAGCAUGGUCGACUUCUACACCGGAGAGUGCGUCGCCACCGUGUUUGGGCACUCGGAGGUUGUCACUGCCAUGAAGUUCACCAAUGACUGCAGACGGCUGAUUUCAGCGUCAGGUGACAGCUGUGUCUUCGUGUGGCGACUGGCUCCCGAGCUGACGCUCGGCAUGAGGGAGCGGCUGUGCCACCUCCGCCGGAGCCCCGGCACCCCGCUGUGCGAGACCUUCUGCCUCCGGCAGGAGCCGUGCGGCGCCUCCACGCUGCCCGGCUUGUCCUCAGACAGCGACCGCGAGCUCGAGGAGGAGGAGGAGGAGGAAGGAGCGGAGAACAACGACGCCAGCGACAGGGGUGACACUGGAAGCGGCCCUACGUCCUCUGACGGCAGCCACGACGAGGACGACACAGGAGGCUCAGAUGAAGGACAGGACUGGGAGAUGACAAAGAAUGGAGCCGUCGCUCAGGUCACCCCCAACGCUGCGAAGCGCCCCCGGAGGCGCUGGUCUCAUCGCAUGUGCUCCCUGGAGCUGGUGGUCAAGUCGCUGCUGGACGUGAGGCAGCCGGAGUCCUUCGGUCAGAAGGAGAAGCCGCGGCGCCUCCCGCGACUGAGCACCGGCAGCCUCCAGGAGCAGCAGGCGGAGGGUGGAGCGGAGAAGCGCUGGGCCUGGGCUCACUCGCUCCCACCCAGGAGCCACCAGGGGCCCGAAGGAGCCGCUCCGUGCCCCGAGGCAGACAAGGAGGACUCCGGUCUGCGGGACGGCGAUUGCGCGGGGAAGGAGCAGGCCUGCAGGAGGCACGGGCGGGCGAUCCGCAGUGAGAGAGAGAGUCCGGACAGCGCCUGCUCCCUGGGCUACGGCAGCAGGGAGGCCAGCCCGGACCACGUCCUGGACGAUUCCGCAGAUGUGGAGUCGCUGAGCCCGGACAGCUCUGAUGAAGAGGAGGAAGGGACCGAUGAUGAAGAGGAGCACAAGGCAGAAGUGACAAGUAUGGAUGAGGCUCUGAGGACGGUAACUGACACUGGUGACUGCAGUCAAGAAGACUUUCUCAAGCAGAACUUUGAGACUCUGGCAGAAAGCGGCAGCAUGGCUGAGCAGAGCAGACUCCCCAGGCUCAGUAUGUCUUCACGCUUCCUGGCCAGAGGACAUAAUAACAGGGAGGUGACUCCAUUUGCCAGAGUGCUUGGGAGGGGGCACGGUGCCCACUUUGCUAAACCCCCGGUGUCAAAGGUGCGGCCCCUGAUGGAAGACGACCACAGCAGGAACGCAGACGGCGCCACCGCGUCCCCGAGAAAGACCGAGGCUCUGAAACUGAUGCGUGUGUUGCAUGUUAGCAGGGCCGAUGCCCCAGAGAGCGACUCCACCCCCACACACAGACCUCAGAGGACUCAGACGUCGUGGCCUAACCUGUGGAGGACGUGCAGCCCUCCGUCUAGAACCUCGCUGCUGCUGGACAGAGAGACGAGUUUACAGAAGUCCCACUCUGCCCUGAACCUGUCCUCACCCUCUCCUUUCUCCCCUGCGUCCUGUAGUGACCAAAGGGAGUUGAGCAACAGAUCCCAGUCGCUAUUUUUAGAUUGUGACGCUCCCAGAUCUGCCUACCAGUCUUCGUCACUCUCCUCCGGGUCCCCGCAGUCCCCCCAGGCGCCUCUGCCGUGGGGGAGCCCUAAACUCAAGCCCCAGCACUCAUACAUGAACCCCACAGCCAGCUCCAUGGCCAAAAGCAGCCGCUCCUCCUCCCUGGGGGACGGCAUCCAUGCAGGCACUCCCCCCGGCUCCCCGUCGGCCCCAAGUCGCAGGGUCUCAUCCAGCGAGCUGGAAAUCGAGCUGGCGUCGCCCGCGUCGACGUCGCCCCCGUCACACGGUCCACCCACCGCCCCCCACCCCCGCGCGGCCGCGGUCUCGCCCGUCCCUUUCGCCGCGAGCGCGCCGCCCUCUCGCAUCCCGCUCCCCAAGCAGCCCCUGAGCUCCCGCCGCAGCCUCUGCCUGGAGGUGAGGCCCAGCUCCAGUUGGUGUGGAGGAGGAGGAGGGGGGGCUGCACCUGCCACAGAGCCGGGGUGCGGGGCGUCAGGAGGCAGACAAGUACUGAGCAGACACCUGUCUCUGAGUCUGGAUACGGCCUUACUGAGCUCAGCGCAGGCGCGGGAUAAAAGAUGCUCCGUUUCAGAGAGUGACAAGGAGAGAGGACACGUGGCUGCGACGAAGGAGCGCCCCCUGGUGGCGGAGCAGCCCCGCGCAUCGAACGCUGACCCCAGGCCAGAUCCCUCUAUCACCUUGGAAACUUGUAGGCAGGCUGUUGCCGAGCUUCACAGCAGUCUGAGGAAAACCGUCAUGCUGUACACUACGGUUCUGCAGAGCGACCGGCAGCCCAGCCGAGAUCAGGAACAGAUGAGGGGAAUCUUGUCCGAGGCCCUGUUCGAAAUUAGGACCGAUCUGGAGCGCCUGCCCCCGGCCACGGCACAGCACGGAGGGCCUCCAGUGGCGCUCAGAGACGAGGGAGACAAGGCCCUGGCUCUGCUGGAGCAGUACGCUGAGCUGCUGCUGAAGUCCGUGGAGAGACGGCUCGAUACCAAGAGCUGAGGACAUGGACUCGGGUCCAAGAGGCCAGACACACACAUCCACAGCACUGAUGAACGCUCUGACUCAAGCCAAGGCUGCAAACAUGAAUGUUGAGUAACGUUGCCUUAAUUCUUAUGUUUCCACAGCUUUUUUUUGUCUGUUUUCUACUUUUUAAAAUGCUAAAAAAUGCUAAACUGCAUUUAGAAAACAGGACAGAUGAUGUUAUCUGUACUUCAUGACUGUAUUUGGGCAACAAUAUAUAUAUGAAGUAGAGCCCUAACAGUCAUGUGAUUGUAAAGCAUUUCAGGACAUUCAGUCAUUAUGCUCGUUAUGGUGAGUCACCAGGAAAGAGAAUGUUUAGGAUGUGGGGGUGUGUGUUAAGGGUCAUACGGUUGCAGUUGGUAUUGUUUCAUUGUAUCAAACACUGAUUUAUUUUUGUAAAUCUGUCAUUUUUAGUACAUUGUACAGUUUUUAUAGUUCUACUUUUUAAUUGUCUUGCUAUUGAUCAGAUGCACUGCUCUUCUUUAAGGUCCCAAAAUUAAACAUUUGAGACAAUGAAUAUAA